GUUUCCCUUCCUUUCGGCUUGGCUGCUGUAUGUUCAAGUCUCAAGUCUUCUUUCUUCUUCUACAUCUUAUUUUUUCAUCUGAAUUCUUUCCAUGCUGACUAUCUGAACCCACAAAUUCUCUAGACAGUCGUUCUUUCACCAUGGCAGAUAAAAGUCGCACGCCAAUGAGAAGAAAAGAAAAAAAAGAAAAAAAAGAAAAAGAGACCACUGAAAAGUCAAAGGAUGUAAAGGAUGUGAAGAAAGAAGCCGAGCAAGGAGCUCCGGCAGUGGGGAAGGGAGCUGAAGAAGGAGCCCCCAAUGGAGCAGCAGCAACCGACCAGAAUGGAGAGUUUCAGGUGGAGGCAAUGGAACUACCUCCAUUUGAAAUCAUCCAAGGGGACCGGAUUGAUCCUUUUGCCUUUAAGUUCCAGUUCAAGAACGUGGAGUACUCCUCAGGUCGCAACAAGACCUACCUGUGCUACCUGGUGGAUUGUGGGACGUCUGAUGAUGGGCUGCUGCGGGGAUAUCUGGAGGACGAGCACUCCGGCUCUCAUGCUGAAGAGGCCUUCUUCCCACAAUGCCUGCCUCACUACGACCCUGCACUCAAAUACACAAUCACCUGGUAUGUGUCUUCAAGUCCAUGCUCUGCUUGUGCAGCAAAGAUAGCUGAAGUGCUGAAGGCCAGGACCAACGUGAAGCUGAGCAUCUUUUCUGCUCGGCUCUUUGAGUGGGAGGAGCCAGAGAUCCAGGACGGGCUGAAGGCGCUGCAUGCUGCUGGCUGUAAGCUGCGGGUGAUGAAGCCUCUGGACUUCUCCUACGCCUGGGAGACAUUUGUGGAGAACGAGGAUCAGCCCCUGAACCUGUGGGAGGACUGCAAAGAAAACUAUGAGUACUACCAUGAGAAGCUGGCUGACAUUAUACAGUGACCACAGUAAAUGUUCAAAGAAAAUUCUCAUUAACAAGGAAUCCGGUCGUGAAUUUGUGCACCCCCGAUCAUUUUCAUACUUUACAUCUGAUUCAUGUUGAUGUCAUUAUUGUUGUUAUUUAUAGUAUGUGAGAGUAGAAUAGCUAUGUUUCUGUUAAUGUGACGACUUUGCUUUAGUAUGUUAUAUAAGUAUAAGUAUAAUACUAAACCCCCCCACCCCACAUAUGACAGCAAUCCAUACACCUGGCCUCCACUCUGACUAUCCUGAAUGCAGCAAGUCCAACAUCCUGAGGACAAGAAAGACAGCUGUCAGUGUGUGACUGUUUGUCCUAUAUCGGGACGUAGAUCUGACAAUAAUAAUAUUUGUGUAUUCAAUUCAUUUCAAGUGUUCAUUCUUCUUGUUCUAUCGGUGGACGUAGUACUCCAAUAUUUUGCUUGGAUAAAAACAGCUGUACCCCCUGUAGAAAAACGUAAUUACAGGUAAAAUUCCUGCAUUUUAAUUGUACUUAUAUGUAUUUUUUACAACAGUAUUAGAAUCAAAAUGUACUUUAAUAUUAUUUUUAAAUUGGAUUAUGAAUAUCGAUGCAUUAAAGAUAGGGUGGGUAAUCUGAUCCCAAAACAUUUUUGCUAUAUUGAAAGCAAUAAAUAAAUCAAGGGCACUGUCAAAUAAUAAAAUCCAAUAUCUGUCUGUG
This is a messenger RNA of Trematomus bernacchii (emerald rockcod), 1596 nucleotides long. It is a transcript of the gene apobec2a, whose product is annotated as apolipoprotein B mRNA editing enzyme, catalytic polypeptide-like 2a. Gene Ontology annotation, cellular component: nucleus; cytoplasm. The transcript is spliced from 4 exons. The record is from RefSeq and is a predicted model, not a curated record. Lineage: Eukaryota; Metazoa; Chordata; Actinopteri; Perciformes; Nototheniidae. Gene Ontology annotation, biological process: cytidine to uridine editing. Gene Ontology annotation, molecular function: RNA binding; cytidine deaminase activity. The coding region runs from base 141 to 905 and encodes 254 amino acids.